Caenorhabditis briggsae is the source of this 978-nucleotide messenger RNA. RefSeq names its product Protein CBR-SRD-59 (gene Cbr-srd-59). NCBI's taxonomy places the organism in Eukaryota, Metazoa, Nematoda, Chromadorea, Rhabditida, Rhabditidae. The record is from RefSeq and is a predicted model, not a curated record. The transcript has 4 exons. Bases 1 to 978 code for a protein of 325 amino acids.
AUGUGCUCCAACUCUAACUGUUACGUUCCGUUUUUCAGUUAUUAUUGGCCGUUUUGCGGGAUAUCCGCUAUCACUUUCCAAUUGAUUCUAUUGUAUUUGAUCUAUUAUCGAUCCCCAGCAACUCUAGACAAUCUCAAAUGUUUUUUGUACAACACUUCGUUUAUUCAAAUCAUUUUGGUAGCAACUGCAGUCACAUCACAACACAGAUUACUCUCAAAUACCAAUAGUGCGGCUGUUCUGACUAUUGGUCCGUGCAGUUAUAUCAGUCCUAGAAUGUGUUUUAUCAAUUAUCACAUUUUCAUGGCCACAAGUAUGGCGGCUGGAUCUGCUAUUGCCAUAACUGUUCUGUUCCGUUUUCUUGUUCUUGUGCAAAAUCAGGUCACUGCUCAUCAAACUUAUUUCAUGGUUUUUGCAUCCUACAUCGCACCGUUGGCUCUUUUGAUAAUACCAUUUACGGACACAUGGGAUUUCGAAGCAGUUCAAAAAGUGACAUCAAUUGAACAUCCAACAUACAACCUCUCAAUUUACACCCCAUUUACUGGUUUUUAUAAUAUUGGAAGUCCCCAAUUCCUAUCUGCAACUUUUCUUUUGUCAAUUGGAGCAUACGGGAUUCCUCUCGGGUGUUUACUUUUAACUAGAAAAGUUCUUGUUCUAAUUCGCUUUCACAGUCACAUGUCUGAUAGAACUAAAAAGCAGGCACAAACUCUUAUCCAUGGGCUUAUUGUUCAAUCCAUGCUACCAUUUUUCUGCUACAUUCCAUCAUUUACUGGCUAUGUUUUCAGUCAAUCUACGGGACGCGAACUUUUGCUCUGUGAGCACCUUAUACUGGCUUCCUCUGCAUUCCCAGGACUAGUGGAUCCAUUUAUUUCAUGUUAUUUUAUCGUUCCAUACCGUCAAGCAGUUUUGGAGUUUGUUCUUCCAAAACGCCAAUCUCGGAUCACUACCGUUAUCAGCAACUCGACAUCUGGAUAUAAUUGA